Molecule: messenger RNA, 1134 nt
Organism: Micropterus salmoides (largemouth bass)
Lineage: Eukaryota; Metazoa; Chordata; Actinopteri; Centrarchiformes; Centrarchidae
Product: cytotoxic T-lymphocyte protein 4
Exons: 4
Coding region: 252-917 (221 amino acids)
Biological process (GO): regulation of T cell proliferation; T cell receptor signaling pathway
Cellular component (GO): external side of plasma membrane
Source: RefSeq, a predicted model, not a curated record
UGCGGCUCAGUCACUGCAGCACCGUGGGAGUGCUUCAAUCAGAGGCAGAAUGAGGAUAUGAUGCAUUGCAGUCAAAGAAACGCGUGCACGGAACCAGCGUUGAUAAAAUCUAAUUACCAGAUCAGAUUUCUCUGCAGUAUACAGGUUAAUGUAGUUUGUUGGAGGAGCUUAAAGUUCUAGGUGAUGAGGGAAAGCCUCAAGGACAUCAUUCUGCUGGAGGCAAGUUCACACUCUCAGUGCAAAAGAUCAAGAUGAGUGCUUGCUUAGUGUUCACGAUCCUUAUGGGCUACAGAUUAUCUCAUGCUGCCGAGUCUCAAAACAUCUGCGCCGGCAACGACACGCUGGAAACUUUCAACGUAUCUGCUGGAGGCAAUGUGGCCGUGCCAUGCCCACAGCUGACUGGUGAACACCUGAAAUUUAACCUCCUAAAGCAGCAAAAAGUAAUUUACACCCAUUCAAGCCACAAAAACAAUGUAUCAAAAAGUGAUUCACCAUACACCAGGGAGGACGUGGAAAUGCAUGAAAACAAAGAUAAUAAAUCGUUCAGGCUCACUGGAGUGAACAACAGUCACCAUGGUAUCUACAGAUGUGAGGGCACGGUCAUGUACCCUCCUCCUCUUGUAAAAGCAUAUGGUUCAAGGAUCCUGGUACUUGUAGAAGGACACCAAGGCAUUGACUGCAAAAACUGCAAAGUUCCUGAAACAGUUCAGCUUAGUGUAUCUCUCUGGAUUUGGAUUGUGGUGGGUGGUCUCAUCAUCUACAGCAUAACUGUCACAGUUAUCGCCAUCAUCAGCUUGGUCAAACUGAGGAGGACAGAUUCCCAGAGUGACUACAUGAACACCAAACCCAGAGCACCCAGGGGCCACAACAAGAAAAGAGGGGCUGGAACCCAUAUAGGCCUACCACGACACUUCUGAUCACCCGUGCAUCAUCUGACCAUUUGCACAGCUAUCCCCAUUAGUUUAGUUAUAAACAUAGGGGGGUCCUUGUAGUUGUUAGCCCUUAUUGUGUGUGAGGUUGUUGUUUAGUUCAUUUUGUUGUCAGUUAUAGUUGUUUUGUGUCUUCACAGCGAAAGUAGCAGUUCCUUUUACAGUUGUGCCUGUAUGAGGCAAUAAAAAAAUAUCUUGCCUAACA